Messenger RNA from Paramecium sonneborni, 1267 nucleotides. NCBI's taxonomy places the organism in Eukaryota, Ciliophora, Oligohymenophorea, Peniculida, Parameciidae. The record is from the annotation of a GenBank genome assembly.
AUGAAAAUUGAUGCACUUGCUACUCCUAGAUAAUACAUUCUUCGUCUAAAUUAUCAUCCUGCUGAUCAUAAAUCAUAAAUGCCAUCUUCACCUGCUCCUAAUAUUAAAUAAUACAAUGAUAUAUCCAAAUUAAUCAUUACAGAUUCCAUUAUAAGUAAUCCAUCAGCAUUUAUUAUUCAUAGAUAAAAUCUAAUUACCAUAGAUAUCUCCAAUAUCAUCAUCUAAACUUAAUCAUUCUAUUAAUUUCCCUCAAUCUAAUACUGUGUCUGUUCAAUCUAAAUAAUUCCACAUUAUUACUUCUAAAAAUACAAGAGCAAACACUUGUAUAUAAUAAAUUACACAAACUUCUAAUCAUUCACUUAAUCGUUCAAAUCAUAAAAAACCUAGAAAAUCUUAAACAGCAUUUAAAAAAAACUCAAGAAUCAUUUCUUAACAUAUUCCAUUAUCACCUUCUAUUCCUUUUGAUCCUCUUAUAUCUGCUUAAAGUUGGUGUAUUGUUAAUGCUAAAGAUGGAACAAUCUUAGCUGGAUUUAAUGAAAAACUUACUACAUAAAUUGCAUCGCUUACUAAAAUUAUGACUUGUUGGCUUUCUCUUAAACUCAUCUCUUUAAUUUCAUUUGAUCUAGAUAAUACUUAUUUUACAGUUCCUUAAGCAGUAUUUACAACCAUAUAAAUAGGCAGAAAAAAUUGGUGGAACCUCAGCAUAACUAUCAAGUGGUGAUCAAUUAAAUUUAAGAGAUCUUCUAUAUGCACUUAUGUUACCUUCAGGUAAUGAUGCGGCCAUAACUUUAAAACAUAAUUUCGAAAUUCAGACUGGAAUCAACUUUAUAGAUGAAAUGAAUAAUUUUGCCAAAGAACUUGGUCUCAAAUCUACUCAAUAUACUAAUCCUCAUGGUAUUUAUAUAUAUUAUAUUACAAAGGAUUAUAUCAAAAAUAUAAUUAUUCGUCUGCUCUUGAUAUUGCUAUUCUAACUUAGAGGGCCUUAUAAAAUGAACAUUUUGCAAAUAUUGUAAAAACUAAAAUAUACUUCAGCGAAAUAAUUGAUAAAUAAGGUAAUACAAAAGAAAUAUUGUGGGAAAAUACAAAUAAAUUAUUAGAACAGGGUUUUGAAGGAGUUAAAACAGGUCAAACAAAAGAAGCUGGCCCUUGUGUUGUCGAAUAUUAUUAAGAUUUAAAUAAUUCUUAUAUAAUUGUAUUAUUAAAAUGCAAAUCUAUAAAUGAUAGAUGGGAUGAUGCAAUAAGGUUGUUGAAUUGGAUAAAAUAAUGA